AUGCAUCCUUUACUCUUCCUGGCUGGCCUUUGCUUGGGGGUAGCCUCAGCUGCUCCACAGCUCUAUCAGAGCUUAGAUGCACGAUGGUCCCAGUGGAAGGCAACACAUGGGAAACUAUAUGGCAUGAAUGAUGAAGUAUGGAGGAGAGCAGUGUGGGAGAGGAAUAUGAAAAUGAUUGAACAGCACAAUCAGGAACACAGUCAAGGGAAACACACCUUCACAAUGGCAAUGAAUGCCUUUGGUGACAUGACCAAUGAAGAAUUCAGGCAGGUGAUGAAUGGCCUUAAAAUCCAGAAGCGCAAGAAGUGGAAAGUGUUCCAAGCACCUUUCUUUGUUGAGAUCCCCUCAUCUGUGGACUGGAGAGAGAAAGGCUAUGUAACUCCUGUGAAGGAUCAGGGUUAUUGUCUUUGUUGUUGGGCUUUUAGUGCAACUGGUGCCCUUGAAGGACAGAUGUUCCGGAAAACUGGCAAACUUGUUUCAUUGAGUGAGCAGAACCUGGUGGACUGCUCUCAGGCUGAAGGCAAUGAGGGUUGCAAUGGUGGCCUAAUGAAUAAUGCCUUCCAGUAUGUUAAGGACAAUGGUGGCCUGGACUCAGAGGAAUCCUAUCCAUAUCAUGCACAGGGAGACUCCUGCAAAUACAGGCCUGAGAACUCUGUUGCCAAUGUCACUGACUACUGGGACAUCCCUAGUAAGGAGAAUGAACUUAUGAUCACAUUGGCAGCUGUGGGGCCCAUCUCUGCUGCUAUAGAUGCAAGCCUGGAUACCUUCCGCUUCUAUAAAGAAGGCAUUUAUUAUGAUCCAAGCUGUAGCAGUGAAGACGUGGAUCACGGUGUUCUGGUGGUUGGCUAUGGUGCUGAUGGAACAGAGACAGAGAACAAAAAAUACUGGAUGAUCAAAAAUAGCUGGGGUACAGACUGGGGCAUGGAUGGCUACAUAAAGAUGGCCAAAGACCGGGACAACCAUUGUGGAAUCGCCUCUUUGGCCAGCUUUCCUACUGUGUGA
Prionailurus viverrinus (fishing cat) is the source of this 1002-nucleotide messenger RNA. RefSeq names its product procathepsin L. Lineage: Eukaryota; Metazoa; Chordata; Mammalia; Carnivora; Felidae. The record is from RefSeq and is a predicted model, not a curated record. The transcript has 8 exons. Gene Ontology annotation, biological process: immune response. The coding region runs from base 1 to 1002 and encodes 333 amino acids. Gene Ontology annotation, molecular function: cysteine-type endopeptidase activity. Gene Ontology annotation, cellular component: lysosome.